Messenger RNA from Morone saxatilis (striped sea-bass), 1946 nucleotides. RefSeq names its product chromatin complexes subunit BAP18-like. The record is from RefSeq and is a predicted model, not a curated record. NCBI's taxonomy places the organism in Eukaryota, Metazoa, Chordata, Actinopteri, Moronidae. Gene Ontology annotation, cellular component: MLL1 complex; NURF complex.
GCAUUAUUCCUUCUCCGUGUCUCUGCCUUUGUUGUUUUAUAUUUACGUUGUUUACUCCCGAAUAUGUGAUAAAUAAACAACCCGCGGCGGAUUCUCGGUGUUCGGUUUGGCGCGGACGUUAAAAAGUGUUUAGAAAACUUUCCCGGGGUUUCUAUGGAAGCGCGCUAACGAUAGCGAGCUAGCUAACGUUACCGGAGCUAACUUUAGCUAGCAGCUAGCUGUGUGUGUGUUUGUUUGUUAUUGUUGUUGUUUUGUUUGUAAACAAGUUUAAAAGGUAAAAGCCUGAGCUCAUUCACCGCCAUGACGUCUGCUUCCGCCAAGGUCGGGGAGAUCUUCUCGGCAGCAGGAGCCGCCUUCACCAAGCUGGGAGAGCUGACCAUGCAGCUGCACCCGGUGUCGGACUCCAGCCCCGCAGGAGCCAAGUGGACGGAGACGGAGAUCGAGAUGUUGCGUUUGGCGGUGCGUCGCUUCGGAGACGACCUCAACAACAUCAGCACGGUGAUCAAAGAGCGCACGGUAUGUGACCCUCAGCGCUCUCAACGACUCGGACGUGAACAGCGACCUGGUCGACAUCGAAGGACUCGACUCCAACAAGAAACUGAACUUCGACCAAGAGAGCCUGAACCUGGACUCCAGCCUCAUCAUGAACUCCAGUGACCUCCCCCUCCUGUCCCGCUGACCUUCGACCUCUGCAGAAACGCCCAGAGGAGCUCUCCUGACGCGCUUCAGCUUUCUUAUCAUUCACUGACGUGUUUUUAGGUUUUAGUUUUAGUUUUCUACGUCCCGUGUCGUUAUCAUGAAGAAUAACCGGCGUCGACCUCGUAGAGACGCUUUAACACGAAGGAGCUUCCUCAGCCGGCUCAAUCCUCUUUAAACGGUCUGUCUGCCGGAUUAUUAGUCAACACCUUUCUAUUAAAGUGUCUCAGAGCUACGGAAGCUUACUGCUGCCAAACAGGAAAAGAAAAAGAAAUCGGUAUCAAAAUAUAUCGUAAACAGUUUGUUGUUAUAACGGGAUAUUUUUAUGUUAUUGCGACGUUCAAACUAAUUAUAAUUCCGACAUGUUCUGUCUGUUAUCUUGUUCUAACAGUAACGUUUUAACGUUGAUCAGACGCAGGUUAAUAUUAUUUUGUGCGAAAAUGUGAAAUAUUGGAAGAUGCUGUAAUCUAUAAACAAUAAUAAUCUGACGUAACGUUCCCUAAUAAUCAAUAAUCGUAAUAAUAAUAAUCAUGAUUAAACCUCCAGCCGUCGGACAUCAGAGCUCAAAUCACAUUCAUAAUAAUUCACUGUAAAUCAUGGUUCAUAGAGUUACUAUGGUAACAGAUGUACCAUAGUAACUCGCUCACUGCUGUCUGUCUGUCUGUCUGUCAACAGUGAGAAACACCUCGCUGACUGACCAACAGUUUCUACGAGGGGUCAGAUUCAGUAGGAGGAAACCAUAAAAGUAAUGUAACUAAUUGUUUUUAGGAUUACUUGCCCCCAGAUACCGACAGGAACCGCUCAUAAUUCAGCUGCUACAGUCCCGGAUACGUCGGUGAAACGGUUCAGAUCUUUCUUGUUUCAUUCAGAGUUUCUGAGCAGCUCGAAGUUUCCAGGAAGUUCUCUGGAAACGUUAAAGAAGUUUACGGGACGAAUGCUGAACUCGAGGGACAAGUUAUCUAAUCUGUCUGUCAUUGUGAAUAAAUCUGCAACCAGUGGGUCUGACUGCCCGUCUGUGGCUCUGAGCUUUAAACACAACUGUGUUUGUUUGGGACUAUUUCCAGCGGCGGAUGAAUCCUCAUUUGGUGCAGCAGCAGGACGGUGAGGAGAUCCAGCCGGUUGCUUUCAGUCUGAAUCUGUAGCAGACUGAUUAUUGAUCAUGAUGGUAGAAAAUCUGCUGAUUGAACAUUUUAUGAGUCAGUGACGUAAAAACAGUUUUCAUUUCGUUAAAUAAAAAAAACCUGAGAACA